AAAGAGAGAUACAGGGAAAAAAAGAAAGAAAAAGAAGGAAGACAGUGUUUGUUUGGUCCAUAGACGGGUGUCAGGAGUCGAGGGCAUCCUGCCUGCCCAAGGGUGCAGCGAGGGGCAAGGGGUGAGAGGGAGGCUGGACACCCUCUGCUCUCUCUGCUCUAUUGCCCUGCGCUCCUGCUGCCCCCUGCGGCUCCUGCGCCGCCCCUCACCACCCCCCCAGCCCCUAAUCGGCCCUUCAUCACCUGGCUCUGGACCGGGCUCCCCACCUUGUGCCUGCGGGAUGGAGAAAGAGAGGGACGUGGAUGAGCCGGAGCGGAGGGAGCGCGCCGAGCCACUCAGCGACUUGGAGUGCAACAUUGUGCAGAACACCUGGGCAAGAGUCUACGAGAGCUGUGAGGAUGUGGGCGUGGCCAUCCUCAUCAGGUUCUUCGUGAACUUUCCCUCGGCAAAGCAGUACUUCAGUCAGUUCCAGGACAUGGAGGAUCCUGAAGAGAUGGAGAGGAGCUCCCAGCUGAGGAAGCACGCCUGCAGAGUCAUGAACGCCAUCAACUCAGUGGUGGAGAACCUCCAUGACCCAGAGAAGGUGACGUCUGUACUGGCGCUGGUUGGGAAGGCUCAUGCACUCAAACACAAAGUGGAGCCCAUGUACUUCAAGAUCUUAAGUGGGGUUAUUUUGGAGAUCUUGGCAGAGGAUUUCGGCGAGUGCUUCACCCCCGAGGUGCAGACGGCCUGGACCAAACUGAUGGCGGUGCUCUACUGGCACAUCACUGGAGCCUACCAAGAAGUGGGCUGGGUCAAGCUCUCCAGUUCAGCUGUCUGAGACCAGCCUCAACCAUGCACACAUAAAUACACACAUACAUAUCGAAACACACAAAAACACAAAAAACAUAAACAGACUGGUUUUAACACCCAUUUGGACUGAACAAAAUGCAGAAGGGCGGGAAGAAAAUGCAUUGGAUAAAAAGGAUGGAGGAAUCUUCUGGAAACUAAUCACAUACUAUUUUGUUUGUAUUUUUACUGUUUAUAACCUGAUAAGAACCACACUGACCACAUAUGAUAGUCUUAUUUGUGUUUGUGUGUAAGCAUUUCAUAUCUUAAAUGAAUAUCAAUGACAUAAACAGUGUCCUUAGGUUUUUGUCCUGAACCGCACUCUGAAACCUGAGACUUGAUCCACACCCAGAGAUUCAAUACAUAAGUUGGAUUUGAACCCAGAGACCAAAACUCCAUUGGCACCCACAGAUUUGAGACUCAACUCACACUCAGUUACUUGUAACUCGACUGGCACCCAGAGAUUGAGACUCAACUCAUACCUAAGGACUCAAUACUCAAUUUAGACGUUCAGUUGAAGACUGCAGACAUUUAAACAGACUUAAAACUGAACUAAAACCUGGACUGAAUAUCCCACUCAGAGGCUCAGAACUCAACCUCGAGAACUCCCCUGCAUCUUAGAGGCUCCAGACUCUUAGACUUCAGAGACUUAUACCUAACUCAGUCUCAAAACUCAAUUACACAAGAGUGGACCUGGCCUCAAACCCCAGACACGUGAGAUUUAACACGAGUGGCGAGAAAUUGAUUGGUCAUGACUUAAAUUAAUCGAACAGACUCAAAUUCUCAACAACUAGACCCUGAAUUCUGGGUAUCACACAAAACCAGAGAUUCAAGAACUCCCUUGGAAACUCAAACCGAAGAGACUUGAGACCCAAUUCUGAUUCAAACCUAAGUGAUUUGAGACUCAACUCAGACUCAAACCCAAGUGACUCCAGAUUCUGAUUUAAGGCCAAAUGAUUUGAGACUCAACUCAGGCUCAAGUCUCAACAUUCUGAUUCAAACCCAAGAGACUUGAAACUCAACUCAGAAGACUUAAAACUCUAUUCAAAUUUAUACCCAGAGACUCUGGACUUUACUUGGACAUUCACCCACAAACUCCAGCCUUAGCUGACAUCCAGAGACUCCAGCCUUGACUGUCUAUUACAUCCCCACCAGUUGCCAAUUACAGUAAGAAACCAACUGGGCCAUAAUAAAACCCAAACUACCCUACAGCAAACAAACUCCUCCCGAGACAUAUACACUCACACUGACACAAACAGUACAUGCUCUCCAAACACAAACACACAAUUUAGUGUAUAUAUCUGGUGGUUGGACCUCAGAGACCUCACUUGAUUGGUUGAUUGGAUUGGAUGCCUAUGUUCAUUUGUGUUCAUGAAUUUCAUCCUGAAAUCAUCUUAUUUUUCCCUUCCUCCCCCUCCUCCACUGUCCACUCCAGAUGCCCUGUGCUCAGGGGGCAGGUAAUUGAAGUAGAGGAAGAUUUCAGAUACACAUCGGCGCCAUGAUACAUCUCAGUGGCUCCUGUCCUCAACAUCAACACCACAGAAACCACUAACACACACACAGCUCACCACAUCAAAGUGAACCUAGCAUUAACAGUGCAAGCAAAUGGAAGCAAAGCAGGCACGCAUACACACACUCUCAAAUACACAUAUAGUCAGUUUCACAAGCCUAGCAAUAAACACACACACACAUACACACACACACACAGGAGAUGAACUAAUCCACUGGAGUGUGUGUAUGGUGGUCCAUUUGGUUUACAUCAUUAAUGUGUAAGGUUUUUUUUAAGUUUCUGCCUGUGUUGCUCUUUCUUUCCUUCAGUGUGUGUGUGUGUGUGUGUGUGUGUGUUUGCAUGAGUGUGUGUGUGUGUGUGUAUCGGGCUGAUGUUCGUCUCCAUAGUGAACUUCUUCUGACAGCUUGUUUAUUAAACACGUCUCUGUGAUCCAUCCAUAACUCGAAAAAUGGCAAUGUACUGUUCUUUCUCUCUCUCUCUCUCUCUCUCUCUCUCUCUCUCUCUCUCUCUCUCAAUCUCUCUCUCUCUCUCUCUCUCUCUCUCUCACACACACACACAGACAUGCACACACUCUCUCUGGCUAUAUCUUUUAUCUUCUUUUUCUGUCUUUUUUGUCUCUCUCUUUAUUUUCGCUUCUUCUUUCUGUCUUAAUCACUUCAUCUCUCAUUCCCUCACCUUCCCAUCCCUCCUGCUCCCUCUCUCUCUCUCUCUUUGUUUCAUCCUCUCAUCCCUCACUCCUUUACCUUCCCUAUCCUUCCUGCUUGCUCUUUCUCUCUGUCUUCAUCCCCUCUCUCCUCACUCCCUUACCUUCUCCAGUCUUUCUGCGCCCCCCCUUCUAUCUCCCUCUUUCUCUCUCUGUCUCUCUCUCUUUCUUUCCAAGACUCUGAGUUUCCUCCUAAAAGAUGUUUCCAUUAGCUUGCUAUGCCCACCUGCUGGGUAUCUGUGAAACAUCCUGCCAGGUUUAACUGUAAUAUCACACACACACGCACACACACACACACACACACACACACACACUGUUACAGGUGUUAAACAGUGAACAGGAGUAAUCUGAUCUUAGUUUCAGCUCCUUUGCGUACUCUAGAUGUCCCCUUGUGAUUUCUUGUCUUUUCAAAAGCUUGGACUUUAUAUUUUUCUAAACAUGUAAGCAAAGUGUUUAUUAAUGUCCAUGGAUAUUUAAAUAAUAUUAAUAGUAAUAACAAUAAUAAUAAUUAUUAUAAUAAUAAAAAUAAUAAUAAUGUUUAUUAUUCUCUUUGUACUCACCGCUGGUGUUCAAUAGGGUGGUUACUAGUGCUAAACUAACAUAGUGAAUGAGAUGAACAGAAACUGGCAGUAUUAAUAAAGUUGUAUCUGAAAUGUUG
Astyanax mexicanus (Mexican tetra) is the source of this 3699-nucleotide messenger RNA. RefSeq names its product cytoglobin 2 (gene cygb2). The transcript has 3 exons. Bases 281 to 820 code for a protein of 179 amino acids. NCBI's taxonomy places the organism in Eukaryota, Metazoa, Chordata, Actinopteri, Characiformes, Acestrorhamphidae. Gene Ontology annotation, molecular function: oxygen binding; heme binding; iron ion binding. The record is from RefSeq and is a predicted model, not a curated record. Gene Ontology annotation, biological process: oxygen transport.